GAUUAGUGGGCGGGACUUAGCGUUAUUGUGCAUUCCAACUUCCGGCAGCUGAUCUACAAUAACAAUGGCGCAAACAAAGGCAAGAUGUCACUGCUCGGUUCCUCUGUGUUCAUCUAAUAAACAACGCCAACCAUACUUGAGGUUUCACGGAUUCCCGACAGACCAAGUUGUACGAAAGAUGUGGAUCACUGCUAUUAAGCGAGACGAAGGGGAAACCUUUAAAAUAAAACAGGGAAGCACCUACGUUUGUAGCCGGCAUUUCCACGAGUCAGACUACAUUACAGGCAGUGAUAGUGGGCUGCUAGCGCUGGAUAAUUUUGCGCCUGGUCGUCGCCUAAAAGUAAAUUCUGUGCCCUCCCGCUUUGAGUGGAACAACUGGGGAUUGCCGACCAGGGAGUCCGUUUAUAAACGGGUCAAUAAACGGAUGGUAGACCGUGAGAUUUCGCCGGACCUCCCCUCGGAGGCUACCCGUGAACAUGGCUACGGAACUGCACCAACACCAGGUGCGCUGGAUGCUGCUGCUGAACGCAUACAGCAACUAGAGCAGGAAAUCGCGGGCAUGAAGAAAGAAAUGUCACUACUGAAAGCAGAGCUGGCCCAAUUGCGAUUUAAUAGAUUUUGCAUUUCCGAUAAGGACAUACGAUUUUAUACACGGUUCACGUCAAGGGAUGUUUUUUGUGACUUCUGGGAGGCCAUCAAACCAUCUGCCACCAGACUUGUCUAUUGGUCGAAGGCGCAAAAAAAGGCACAAUCAUCUGAGCCCCUUUCUCCGAGUCCAUCGCGCAGACUGCCCCUUAUAGAUGAGUUUUUUCUUUUCUGCUGCCGAAUUGCCGCUGGCCUGCCAGAGAAGGUGUUGGCCGACCUGUUUGAGGUCAGUAUGUCCACUGUCUCCAGGGCUGUCAUCACGUGGGCCAACUACCUCUACCUAAUCCUUGGAUCCCUUCCCAUCUGGAUGAGUAAACGGCAAAUCAGGAACACCAUGCCUACCAAAUUUGUGCAGUACUGUCCAAAUGUCAGAGUGAUCAUCGACUGCACUGAGGUGCGAUGCCAGUCUCCAUCAUCACUAACUCUUCAGUCAGAGCUGUUCUCUCCUUACAAGAACACAACAACUUUCAAGGGCUUAAUUGGGGUUGCCCCAUGCAGUGCUGUGACUUUUGUUUCGAGUCUUUUCACUGGCUCCAUCUCUGACCGAAAGAUA
Messenger RNA from Engraulis encrasicolus (European anchovy), 1198 nucleotides. RefSeq lists its product as uncharacterized. The transcript has 3 exons. The annotation marks the transcript as partial. Lineage: Eukaryota; Metazoa; Chordata; Actinopteri; Clupeiformes; Engraulidae. The record is from RefSeq and is a predicted model, not a curated record.